This is a messenger RNA of Didymodactylos carnosus, 1638 nucleotides long. The record is from the annotation of a GenBank genome assembly. NCBI's taxonomy places the organism in Eukaryota, Metazoa, Rotifera, Eurotatoria, Philodinida, Philodinidae.
AUGGAUCCAUCAACAUCAUUCAUCUCCUCUCUAACCUGUCCAUUAUCAUUAAAAAUGUUUCAAGAACCAGUUUUAGCAGAAGACGGACAGACAUAUGAAAGAGACGCAAUUAUACAAUAUCUGCAGAAACAAAAAACAAGUCCAGUUACUAAUCAGCCACUAUCGAUAGAAAACCUUCGUCCAAAUCCAAUUGUUAAAAAGCUGGUGGCCCAAUUUGAAAGUGACAUACGUGCACAAAAAUAUCAGUUCGAACUUAAUGCUGAUGUAACUAUAACUAGCCGAUUGUUUCAGGCGUUUGGUAAAAUAGUCUAUCUGGCUGAAUGGGUCAAUAAACAAAGCAACAGACCUAAGAUAAUUUUGUUAAAAAUUCUUGGCACUCGCGCAAUAAAAGAAGCGUCAUUUUACGUCGAACUGAGUCGUCACCCCCACAUUGUUCGGACAUAUGGAUUUGUAAAAGACACCAAACAACAGCCAGAAAUACAAUCAAUCAUGCUUCUUCAGGAGUAUGCACCCAAAGGAGACUUCCUUGACAUAGUCGAAAGCUCAGCAUUAGCUGAAAGUGUUCUAGGCGAAAUAUUUGUUCAAAUAGCCGAUGCAAUGAUCUAUCUGGUUCAUAACGAUGUUGUUCAUGGUGAUCUUGCUUGUCGUAAUGUUCUUGUGUUUCAUAUUGAUAAUGAAAACCCCACACACAGUCUUGUCAAACUUACGGAUUUUGGUUUAAGUCGGGGAAGCGCAAUUUAUUCACCACUGUCACCAACUUCAUCUUCAACACUUUUGAACGUUGUGCCUGUGCGCUAUGCAGCUCCUGAAGUAUUAGCGAAUAGUCAAUGCCAGACGUCUUAUAGUGAAAAAUCGGACGUGUUUUCAAUGGGUGUACUAAUGUGGGAAGCAUAUUCGAGAGGAAGUAUACCCUGGCGUCAAAUAGAAACUGACGAAGACGUUUCUCGUCUCGUAAUAAGUGGAAAACGCUUAGAACAACCCACGAGAUGCAGUGAUAACUACUGGACAAUUAUCAGUCACUGUAUGAGCGAACGACCACAAGAUCGACCCAAGUUUAUUAAUUUACAUCGAAAUCUUUUGCAGUUCCUGUUCGAGAAAAGAUUGUCUGUAACGGUACCGCUAGAAAGAAACGAUAAUCCUAUAAUUACUGCCGAUAUUUCUCUACAUCUACAAGAACACAAUGUCGGCGAUAUUUACACCGUACGUAGUUUACAACGUCCUGCAAACAAUGCUGAGAAUGUACCAUAUCAAGCAGACGAAAUAAGAAAUAUUUUAAAGUCCUCGAAUGGUGUAGGAUAUGAAGGUGAACUCAAGGAUGACAAGCUACAUGGGCGAGGAGUAAGUACUUUGCUAGAUGGAAGAAGAUAUGAAGGUGAAUUCAAGGAUGGCAAGCUACAAGGGCUAGGAGUAUAUACUAAGCCAGAUGGAAAGAGAUAUGAAGGUGAAUUCAAAGAUGGCAAACGACAUGGGCGAGGAGUAUAUACUUGGCCAGAUGGAAGAAGAUAUGAAGGCGAAUUCAAGGAUGGCAAACUACAAGAGCGAGGUGUAUAUACUAAGCCAGAUGGGACAAGAUAUGAAGGUGAAUUCAAACAUGGCAAGCUACAUGAGCGAGGAGUAGAUAUUUUGCCAGAUGCAUAG